ACAGCAUCCUAGAUUACACAAGAAAACUAUUUUCUUCUAUGACAUUUGAUUAGCACCCAACAAUAACCUGUUUCUUCUUCGUCUUCGUCUUCUUCUUUCUUCUCCAAUGAUUGUUACAACUAUCGCGCAUUCGAACAGCUUCUUCCUUACCCCUAAGAACAGACAAGAACACCAGACCUUCUUCCCCGUGAUCUAGGGGUUUCCGUUUGUAGCUUUAUCGUUACAUUGACAACUGCAGGAAGCGUGAUUCCGGAUAUGGAAGGGGCGGUGUCAAUGAGUGACGUGGCGGCUUUCCAGCCGGAGGCCCUCCAGCUCCCGGAAUUGUCUCCAUUGGCCUUGAAGGCGAAUCCUUUCCUCGCCGAGCAACUCUUCUCCCAAUGGUUUUCCCUUCCUGAUACUUCUCGAUUGGUAAAAUCCUUGCUUGCUGCAGCUAAGACUGGGGAACCGUUGAAUGCUGUUGGGAAUUCCAGCACUACAAAUGCUGGUUCUGGCAGUUCAAUACCGUCCAUGUUUCCUUCUGGCUGCACUCCUCCACUUUCCCCUCGAAGUGUUUCGGGAUCGCCGCGAACUGUGAAACAGAGAGUUGGUCCUUCCUCUUUAGGUUCUCCACUAAAAGUUAUCAGUGAGCCAGUGCGAGAAGUUAUCCCUCAGUUUUACUUUAAAAAUGGACGGCUGCCUCCAGCUGAGACGAGAGAGCGCUGCUUGUUUGAUAUUGAUCAACAUUUUUACGGUCAUGUGGAUGGAUUGCAACAAAAUGAAUUUAAGUCGGUUGCGAAGGAUAUCUGCAAGCUUCCCUCUUUUUUCUCCACCAUAUUGUUUAGAAGAAUUGAUGUCAACGGUGUUGGCAUUAUCACAAGGGAUCAAUUCAUUGACUAUUGGGUGAAAGGGAACUUCUUGACGAUGGAUUUAGCUACUCAAGUCUACAUCAUUCUCAAGCAACCAGAUCAUGAAUACCUCACCCAGGUUGACCAUGAAGCCUUACCUUUUGUUUUUCCAUUUUUUUCAUGUCUGCCUUAUUUACAGGAGGAUUUCAGACCUAUUUUACGAGAAAUUUUGUCUACUCAUCCAGGGUUGGAAUUUCUGCAGAGUACUCCAGAAUUUCAAGAGAGAUAUGCGGAAACGGUCAUAUACAGAAUAUUUCACUAUGUAAAUAGAUCAGGAACGAGUCGUCUCACCCUCAAGGAGUUAAAGCGUUCAAACUUGGUUGCUGCUAUGCUUCAAGUGGAUGAUGAAGAAGAUAUUAACAAAGUUUUGAGGUACUUCUCUUAUGAGCACUUCUAUGUGAUAUACUGCAAAUUCUGGGAGCUCGACACAGACCAUGAUUUCUUAAUUGACAAAGAGAACCUUAUUCGAUAUGGCAACCAUGCUCUUACAUACAGAAUUGUUGAUAGAGUAUUUUCCCAGGUUGCCAGGAAAUUUAGAAGCAAGAUUGAAGGCAAGAUGGGUUAUGAAGAUUUUGUCUACUUCAUACUCUCCGAGGAGGAUAAAUCUUCUGAACCUGGCAUAGAGUUCUGGUUUAAUUGCAUUGAUUUGGAUGGGAAUGGUGUCCUCACUUCUAACGAGAUGCAGUUCUUUUAUGAAGAACAAUUACAUCGUAUGGAGUGCAUGGCACAAGAACCGGUCCUGUUCGAAGAUAUUUUGUGCCAGAUAAUUGAUAUGAUUGGACCAGAGACCGACGGUCUUGUAACACUGCGCGACAUGAAAAGGACCAAACUUGCAGGGCAUGUGUUCAACAUUCUUUUCAAUCUCAACAAGUUCAUUGCCUUUGAAAGUCGGGACCCUUUCCUAAUUCGUCAGGAACGAGAGAAUCCGACAUUGACAGAGUGGGAUCGUUUUGCACAUAGAGAGUAUAUUAGGCUUUCAAUGGAAGACGAUGCGGAAGAUGUGUCGAAUGGAAGUGGAGAUGUGUGGGAUGAAUCACUUGAAGCUCCCUUCUGAAAGCCCCCCAUAGUACUCUGCACUUUUUCUUUUUGGUCUAUGCAGCAUUCACUAGUCACUACACAUUUAGGCCGUGGGAUUGCUUUGCUUUGCAUAAAGUUGACAAUGAUGGAAGAAGAUUUGCUGAAAUUACAAACAGAAGAAUGCUGUCGUUUCUAUUUAAGUUCGGAGGUUAAAUUUAUGUGGGGAAAACUUCAGAAUUCAGGGUUAAAUAUUCUGAAUCUUAUCGUUGAUCUUUGACUCUAGAUUCUUUUACAUGGCUAGGUUAGUUUGUUGUCUUCAAGUGUGUUGUAUUUUGGGCGUCUUAAAUGGUUAGAGCUAAGCUUCAUAAAGUACUGGGGGUUAGUUUAAAAAUUACGCUGAACUGUAGUUAUUUAGUCUCAAUUCGGUAUUGUCCUUGAAUUUUGAUUCUAAAUGGGCAUUAUAAUAUCCUGAAUAGCGAAGAGGUUCAAAUCCCUCUUUGUCACCUUCCAGGCUGCCCUC
Molecule: messenger RNA, 2421 nt
Organism: Linum tenue
Lineage: Eukaryota; Viridiplantae; Streptophyta; Magnoliopsida; Malpighiales; Linaceae
Source: the annotation of a GenBank genome assembly